Charadrius vociferus (killdeer) is the source of this 2268-nucleotide messenger RNA. Its product is annotated as phosphatidylinositol 3,4,5-trisphosphate-dependent Rac exchanger 2 protein-like. The transcript is spliced from 18 exons. The annotation marks the transcript as partial. The record is from RefSeq and is a predicted model, not a curated record. Lineage: Eukaryota; Metazoa; Chordata; Aves; Charadriiformes; Charadriidae.
AUUCUUGAAGCGCUGGCAAAAAGCGAUGAACACUUUGUGCAGAAUUGCAACAGCCUCAAUUCCUUAAAUGAAGUGAUCCCCACUGAGCUUCAAAGCAAAUUCAGUGUCAUUUGCAGUGAGAAAAUUGAACACAUCUACAGAAGAAUCUCUAGUUAUAAAAAGUUUUCAAGAGUAUUAAAAAACAGAGCUUGGCCUACCUUCAAACAAGCUAAGUCAAAGAUUUCACCACUUCACAGCAGUGAUUUCUGUCCAACCAAUUGCCAUAUCAAUGUGAUGGAAGUGUCUUAUCCUAAAACCUCAACUUCCCUUGGUAGUGCCUUUGGUGUACAGUUAGACAGCAGAAAACAUUCUUCACAUGAAAAAGAAAAUAAAACCACUGAUCAAGGUAAACUGAAUCCCAUGAUUUAUGUCCAACAUACCAUUACUACUAUGGCUGCCCCUUCAGGACAGUCUCUUGGCCAGCAAGAGGGCCAUGGUCUGAGGUACCUCUUAAAAGAAGAAGAUUUAGAAACACAAGAUGUCUAUCAAAAAUUGCUGUUCAAAUUACAAGCUGCACUGAAAGAGGUGGAAACAUGUGUCUGUCAAAUAGACGACCUUCUUUCUUCAAUAACAUAUUCUCCCAAAUCAGAACGUAAAACACCUGAGCCUUUAAUACCGGCAGACAGUGAUAAUGAAAAGGGGGAAAGGAACGGGAAGAAAGUCUGUUUCAGUGUGACAGGUGAUGAACAAGAAGAUUCUGGUCACGAUACCAUCAGCAACAGGGAUUCUUACAGCGAUUGCAACAGCAAUAGGAACUCCAUUGCCUCAUUCACCAGCAUUUGUAGCAGUCAGUGCAGCUCUUAUUUUCACAGUGAUGAAAUGGAUUCAGGCGAUGAGCUUCCCAUAAGUGUUCGAAUCUCCCAUGAUAAACAGGACAAGCUCCAUAGCUGUUUGGAGCAUCUUUUUGGUCAAGUUGAUUCAAUUGUCAAUCUUCUGAAAGGACCAGCUGUGAUGAGGGCCUUUGAGCAGACAAAAUACUUUACACCAGGUCGAGGCCUCCAAGAAUUUCAGAAGGAAAUGGAACCGAAGCUUAACUGUCCAAAGAGGCUACGACUCCACAUCAAGCAAGACCCUUGGAACCUCCCCAGCAGCGUCCGGAGUCUUGCCCAGAAUAUCAGAAAAUUUGUUGAAGAGGUGAAGGCACGAAUACUCUUGGCGCUUCUUGAGUACACAGAUAGCGAGAUACAACUGAGGCGAGACAUGGUCUUCUGUCAGAGCCUAGUGGCCACAGUCUGCGCUUUUUCAGAGCAACUAAUGGUGGCCUUAAAUCAGAUGUUUGACAACAACAAAGAAUACGAAAUGGAGACGCUGGAGGCCAGUAGAAGGUGGUUGGAACAGAUAGCCAGUGCGGGUCUUCUCCUUCAUUUCCAGUCCCUGCUCUCGCCUAAUCUGGCUGAUGAGCAAGCUAUGCUAGAAGAUACAUUGGUUGCACUGUUUGACUUGGAAAAAGUUACUUUUUACUUCAGACAGUCAGAGCCAGAACCACUAGUUGCGAAUGUACCAAUCACAUACCAAGCAGAAGGAAGCCGGCAAACCCUGAAAGUUUACUUCUACCUUGAUAGCUACCAUUUUGAACAGCUUCCUCAAAGGCUGAAGAAUGGAGGGGGGUUUAAAAUCCACCCAGUACUUUUUUCACAAGCAUUGGAGAGCAUGGAGGGAUAUUAUUACAGAGACAGUGUCUCAGUAGAAGAAUUUCAAGCUCAGAUUAAUGCAGCCUCACUAGAAAAAGUCAAGCAGUAUAACCAGAAACUACGGGCAUUCUACCUGGACAAGUCAAACUUGCCUCCAAAUUCAACAUCUAAAGCAGCUUAUAUAGAUAAGCUGAUGAGGCCUCUCAAUUGCUUGGAUGAACUUUACCGACUGAUAGGGUCCUUUAUCCGAUCCAAGCGCACGGCUGCCUGUGCAUACACUGCGUGCAGUGCUUCUGGAGUUGGAUUGCUUUCAGUGUCUUCGGAACUCUGUAGCAGGCUUGGAGCUUGUCACAUCAUUAUGUGCAACAGUGGAGUUCACCGCUGCACUCUGAGUGUUACCCUGGAGCAGGCAAUCAUUCUGGCUCGCAGCCAUGGGCUACCUCCUCGCUAUAUCAUGCAAGCUACAGAUGUCAUGCGCAAACAGGGUGCAAGAGUACAAAACACAGCCAAGAAUUUAGGGGUGAGGGAUCGAACGCCACAGUCUGUCCCAAGAUUAUACAAGCUAUGCCAGCCACCGCCACCUGUUGGAGAAGAAUGA